GUGCUGCCUUUCAUCUAUCGUGCCAUUGGUUCAAAGCAUCUUCCUGACAAUAACAUCAGCUUUGUUCAUCUUGAUUCCCAUCCAGACCUUCUUAUUCCUGUGAAUAUGCCUGCAGACACGGUAUUUGACAAAGAAGCUCUUUUUAAUGAAUUAAGUAUUGAGAACUGGAUUAUGCCUGCUGUUUAUGCUGGCCAUAUUUCUCAAGUCAUAUGGCUUCACCCACCGUGGGCUCAGCAGAUCUCAGAAGGAAAACACAAUUUUUUAAUUGGGAAAGACAUGUUAACAACUACAAUCAGGGUUACAGGUACAGAUCAUUACUUUUUAAGUGAUGGUCUUUAUGUCCCUGCUGAUCAGCUAGAAAACCUGAAGCCUUUAAAUUUACACGUCAUUCUCAUCAAUCCCACUGAAGCAUCAAACAGUGGGGAAAAAAAUGGCGAAGUACCACAUGCUAAGAGAAUGAAGCUAAAUACAGAUGACACAGCAAGCACCACUUCUCCCUCUUCAUCAGUGGCUCCUGGUGACCUUGAUCACAGCACCCUAAAUGUGAAGAAAAAGGAAGUACAAAAUGAAAAUGCCCUGAACAGGGCAGAAACCUUGUCAGAGUUCUCAGCUUCGGCCUCGCUAAGAAACAAUGAAUGCUCAAUAAGAGAAGUUGUUAAAGAUGUCUGCCAAGCCCUGCAGAAAGGGGAUGCGUAUGUUUUGGACAUUGACUUAGAUUUUUUUUCAGUUAAAAAUCCAUUCAAAGAAAUGUACACCCAGACAGAAUAUGAGCUUUUGCAAGAGUUGUAUAAUUUCAAGAAGCCUCAUGGAAAUGCAACAGAGGAGGGCUUGCUGGAUUGUGUUGAAAACCGUGUUCAUCAACUAGAAGAUCUGGAAGCAGCAUUUGCUGAUUUGUGUGACAGUGAUGAUGAAGAGACCCUACAGAAGUGGGCUUCAUAUCCUGGAAUGAAGCCACUUGUUCAACUAGUUCACAGUUUGAAAACCAGGAUGGAAAGCCCAGACUACGAAAUGGUCCAUCAAGCUGGUUUGACCUGUGAUUAUAUGGAGCUUCCUCACCAUGUUAGCACUGCAGAGGAGAUCGAAGGCCUCAUACAAUCCAUUAAACUUCUACUAAAAGAUAUGCCUAAGCCCACACUUGUGACAGUUGCUCGAUCAAGUUUGGAUGACUAUUGCCCUUCAGAGCAGGUUGACAUCAUUCAAGAGAAGGUUCUCAAUUUAUUAGGUUCAGUGUAUGGCACUCUGGAUGUGCACUUAGAUUACUCAAACACCUAAUCUUCUUUGUGACCUUUCUUCAGGUAUUGCCCUCUAAUGCAGUGGAUUAUUUUAAAUUGCAUAUUAGCUAUGGUUGCAAGGGGAAAAAUACUGUUAUUUCAGCAGGUGGCACUAGAACCCAAGCUGACAAAGAGCUAGUUUUUGAGUUGCAUUGCUUUUUCCACGUUAGCGGCAUCUGAGCUGUUACCUGUUUGGCUUUGUUCAGAUUAGUUCUGUCAUUGUUAUUUUUGCUGUCUUGUCUCUUAAAAU
This is a messenger RNA of Antrostomus carolinensis (chuck-will's-widow), 1521 nucleotides long. It is a transcript of the gene CUNH5orf22, whose product is annotated as chromosome unknown C5orf22 homolog. NCBI's taxonomy places the organism in Eukaryota, Metazoa, Chordata, Aves, Caprimulgiformes, Caprimulgidae. The record is from RefSeq and is a predicted model, not a curated record. The transcript has 8 exons. The annotation marks the transcript as partial.